AUGAAACAGUAUCCAGCUACAACUACACAACAACUAGUAGAUCAGCUUCUAGAAGCAGCCAUGUACCAGUGGGCACUUCAUUCACUUGCAAUCAGGGCAGCCCUACAACGUUCAUGUGUCAGAAGUGUGAGUGAGAGACAGGAGGUGAGUGAGAGAGAGACACAGACGGAUGUACUUAAUUCUAAAAAGAGAAAGAGAGUGGAGAAAAGACAUGGGCCCAGCCAAAAGAAAGUCAAACAUCAGCGUGACAAGCAUGUGACUUGCAUUCCCGCAGUGGAGGAACCAACACCAGUAAAGGAUCAGUGGAACAACUUCAAAAAAAUGGAUGAUGCCAUUCAGACAUUUAGUGAGUAUGGACAAGAUGCCUACCUGUUUAAUAAAGGACUGGAAAGGUACUUUACACCAUCAGAUUUCCUAGCAAACCAGCCAAAGCAACAUGCAGCCAUGUGGCAGGAAGUAACCAACACCUUAAUUAAAGUGCACAGACACUUCUCCUUGGACUUUUCCAUCCUGUGCCUUGCCAUCAACUACAGGGCAAGGUACAUCUCCUGCAGGACACUGAAAGCUACCAUGCUGAAGCUACUGGGGGCUACUUCCUUGUUUUUGGCCACAAAGGUCAUGGAGAGAAAUGGUCCUUCAGCAGAGGAGUUCCUGGAGCCAUUUGGAGAAGCUUCUUAUACACCAGAAUACAUCGCUUAUGUGGAGAAGCACCUUAUCUACCAUCUGGAAUUUCGGCUGCAAGGACCCACCAUUGAUUUCUUUCUUGAACAUUUCUCCCUAAUGAGAGUUUCCGACAAGAAGUGUUCACAAGGCAACAUCAUCAGAACAGCCAAUAGCCUUACAGCUGCCAGAGGCAUUGCAGCACUGGCCAUGACAAAGUAUGACUUCCAUCCAUACGCACCAUCACUUCUGGCUCAGUGCUGCCUAAAAGCAGCUGACCAGAUAUUCGGAUACAGCAACAUAGUUGGAGAGGAGUCCAGCGACUAUCCUGCCCACCUCAUGCAGGAAUGCUUGGAAAAGACGCUUCUCCUGGUGUCUGCAAACAAGAACGUUUUGCAACAACUUAUGCCAGGAGUGUUUCCAGAGAAGCUUCCACAACAGUCUACAUCACCCACCAACCACAAUGGAAGCCAGGCAGUGAACAGGGACAUCAGUGACAAGAAGACGAGAGGAGUAGGCUCUUCCCAGAAGAAACCUGCAGGUGGCAGAAAAUCUGCAGCAAAGGCAGCUGCAUUCAGAAAAACAACAGGUAAACUAAACUGA
Molecule: messenger RNA, 1263 nt
Organism: Xenopus laevis (African clawed frog)
Lineage: Eukaryota; Metazoa; Chordata; Amphibia; Anura; Pipidae
Product: cyclin-O protein B-like
Exons: 2
Coding region: 1-1263 (420 amino acids)
Source: RefSeq, a predicted model, not a curated record